AUGCAUCAGCGGCGCCAGGAGGCGGAGCCAAUUUUCAGGGAGGCUGUUUCGGCGGUCCUGGCGCAAUGGACACUCCUCAACUUAGCCGUUGAGCAAGGAUGGGGUGGAAGGGAUUCACAUCGAAAGCGGCAGAAACUGUAUGAAGACCUCAUUGCUGAGUUUCGCGAGAACAAAAACGUUGACGUGGAGGAUUUGGCAUGCACGCUUUCAGAGAGGCUCGCAAGCGAUUUUUCGGUCUCAGUUGAAGACGACAGCGACUUGGAGGUGGCUCAGCUGUUGGUAGAUUUGCAUGAGCAGAUCAGCCGGGGUUGCUUCGACUUAGCUUCCGUAGUGAAGCAGCAGCAGAAUCAGCGCGCGACUUCAAGCGCAAAAUCUCAGUGUGGGAACGCUCGUGAAGCUGAAACUGACUGUAGCAUGAGUGAGGGCAGCGACGCGGAAGGGGAACUAGAAGACCUCAUAUCAUCCGUGGAGAUCGCCCCCAGUCCAAGCGAAGGCAUCGCUUCACAAACACGCUCCCGUCAAACAGCAGGAGCAGCAAGUGAACUACAGCCAGCACACCCUUCGGAAGCGGAUGGGUGGACAACUGUACAGGCAGGGAGCCGCAGAAGACCCCGCUAA
Molecule: messenger RNA, 618 nt
Organism: Eimeria tenella
Lineage: Eukaryota; Apicomplexa; Conoidasida; Eucoccidiorida; Eimeriidae
Exons: 6
Coding region: 1-618 (205 amino acids)
Biological process (GO): maturation of SSU-rRNA from tricistronic rRNA transcript (SSU-rRNA, 5.8S rRNA, LSU-rRNA)
Cellular component (GO): nucleus
Source: RefSeq, a predicted model, not a curated record